AUGGAUCAUAGGACAUAUGACAUACUCUUUAGUGGUUAUGGAUGGCCAUGGAAAAAUUCUAGAGGAGUGACUCAGCUAUUGGGGGCACGAAACCCGUGGCGAAGAAUCUCACUACUUCACUCGGAGCUGGAGGCCCUUUCAUGGGUGAUGGAGUGCAUGCUUCAGAUAUUGACGUGUCAGGCUUUUGGCACCAAUUGCAAAGAUCUAAUCUCGAUGAUUGAAGGCCCCAGAGCAUGGCCUAACAUUUCCAUAGAGUUAAAGGAGCUGAUUGAGCUGAAGAAUUCGUGCCGCUUUCAAAUCCCACCUCGACCAUCUUGUUUACUCGACAGAAUCGCUUUCUCAAAAUCCAUCGUUGAGUCGAGCCUCAAAAACCUAAUUUACCAUCCGGGUUGAACCCGGAACCGUGUUGUCAGCCGCAGUUCGAGCCCUAAUCACGAGUGGGAUAACAUGUGGGGGGGGGGGGGGUUUACAGCGGAGCAUCUUGGUGAUUUGGAGGCUUUAUACAGCUUCUCUGUUACAAAGCUUGUUGUUGGUCACUGUUAUGGUGAUUCUGAUGUUGUGUCGAAUAUUGUGAAUAACCUGUUAUUGUAUUUGAAUGGUAGUGAGGAUCAGUCUGAAUUGUUGCAACAAGUUAAGCAUAGUUUGAGUAAAGGUGAUGCAAUGAUGUGUUUGUUGAUGAGUGAGCUUCAUGUUGGUAGGGCGAGUUAUGGAUCUUCCAACUUCGAGGAAUAAGGCUAGGAAGCUAACAAUGUAGACGGAGUUGGUAGUAUAGAUCUUUCUGGUUUCAUGGCACCAGCGUUGUGUAGAAGAUUCCACGGAUGUUGGGAUUUUGGGAAUGGUGGAGCAUGACCUGGGUUUUCUGGUAAAAGGGUCUUUGUGAACAUUGUUGAGUUGAAAUUGCGGAGAAGGUUUAAUCUUUCGCCGUCCAUGAAGUCUUUGCUAAUUGCAGCUUUUGCAGCUUGGUUUCGGAAGCAGAUUGUGUCUGAAACCGGUGGUGAUAGCGUAAGUGUGGAGACUUGUGAGCAGCCACGUAUCUCAGGUAGGAGAGAAGAGAGUGUUAGCUCGGUGCUGGAGAAGUUUCGCGACCUGAACCUUGAUGAUACUAUGGAAUCAGUGGGUGGGGAUGAUAAGGAUGGUCUUAUAGUCACACUGGUUCAGCAGGUCAAGGAUCUUGAGAAGAAGUUAAAGGAAAGGAAAGAUUGGGCUCAGAAGAAGGCAAUGCAAGUUUCCCAAAAGGUCAGCGAUGAACUGCUGUUGUCAAAGGGGAAACUAGAUGUUGAUGAACUAACCGUGAAAAACUAUCCGAGAUGGAAAAUACUCUUAUAAAAGCUACUUGUCAGUAUGACGCAUACAAAUGUGAUUGUAAGAACGCUUGAGAAUCAAAAUGCAGUCCGAGCAAAUAGGAAAGGUCUCAAAUUGAGUGCAUCAGUAUCGGAAGAAUCAAAGAAGGAGAAGAAAUGUUUAAAGAAGCUGUUGGCGUGGGAGAAGCAGAAGUUGAAGUUGCAGGAUGAGAUUAUAGCUGAGAAGGAAAAAACUAAGGCUCUUUAUAAUGCUUUAGCUCAGAUCACACAGGAUGAAAAGUAAAUUGAGGAGAAAAGGGGGUAGAAACAUAAAGAAAAGGAGCAAGCUCUGGCUCAAUUGGAGGAAGAACAAGGCUCAAAAGAAGAAGCUGAGGCACACAACAAGAGAAAACUAGAAACUCUCCUUAAAAUCGAACUAGACUUCCAACAACACAAAGACGAUCACCAAAGGCUUGAGCAAGAGCUCUGUCGGCUCAAAGCCUCUUCAGAUACUGAAUCAAGCCACUUACCCAACAAUGUUUAGAAACCCGAGAAAGGAGAGAACAUCACUAAGCUGCUUGAAGCAAGUAAGCUUGAAGGUUCUUAUGAGAGUGAAGCAAACAAUGACCGAGAAUGCAUAAUCUGUAUGAAAGAUGAAGUCUCUGUGGUGUUUCUUCCGUGUGCGCAUCAAGUCGUGUGUGGUAGUUGCAGCGAUAGUUUCUUCUCGGGCAAUAACAAUGGUGGAAACAAAGUCACUUGUCCAUGCUGCAGAAGUUUGGUUCAGCAGCGAAUCCAUAUAUUUGGAGCAACCUCGUGAAAAAAAGAAAACGAGUUAACUUCUCUUUUUGGUUUUAAAGAGAUCAUCAGAACUUCAGGUUUUACUUUAGAAGUACAAAAAAAAGUAAAUGCUUAGCAUCUUGCUCAAAGCCUUUUAGACUUGAGUUUAUCUUUAUUGUACACACAAUUGCAAUUGUGAUGGAAACUUCCUUAAACUAAUCUUGAUAAAGAUUUAUCUUUAUUUAUGCAAU
Messenger RNA from Brassica napus (rape), 2308 nucleotides. RefSeq names its product MND1-interacting protein 1. The record is from RefSeq and is a predicted model, not a curated record. NCBI's taxonomy places the organism in Eukaryota, Viridiplantae, Streptophyta, Magnoliopsida, Brassicales, Brassicaceae.